AUGCAUUCCAUAAACCUGAAAAUAUGCUUAAGAUGGCGAAGCCAUUCUUCAAUAGCCAGUGGAUCGGGGCUGUCUUCAAACAUAGAAUCUGCAGUAGAGAAGGGCUGCAUUUCGAAUGACAUAAAGGAUCAACAUGGAGGAUUCUUAGAGUGGAACUCUAAGAUCACAAAGAAAGAUCAUCAAUCCAUUGUUAAGAUUAUAAUAGAUGGAUGGAACCCUAAUGCAAUUGAUAUCGAGGGAAACAAAUUGCCAACACUGGUAUACUUAUCCCGAGAAAAAAGACCGGGAUGGGCACACGACUUCAAGGCUGGAUCCAUGAAUGCACUGACACGAGUGUCGUCAAAGAUCACCAAUGCACCAAUCAUCCUUAAUUUGGAUUGUGAUAUGUAUGCUAAUGAUCCGGAUGCGAUAAGAGAUGCACUGUGCUUCUUUAUGGAUGAAGAGAGAGGACAUCAGACAUCCUAUGUGCAAUAUCCUCAACGCUAUGAUAAUAUAACCAAGAAUGAUAUUUAUUCCAAUGUAGCAUUUGCAACAAAUAAGAUUGUAAAGUCUCUAAAAUUUCCGUUUAUGAAGAUCGAGCUUGCUGGUAUUGAUGGUUUUGGCGGAACUCUAUACUGUGGCACUGGAUGUUUCCACAGAAGAGAGAGUCUCUGUGGAAAUAAGUAUUCUAAGGAUCACAAAUUUGAAUUGCACAAUGAAAAAUCUAACACAAAGGGUAAAACAGUUCAAGAAUUGGAGGAAGAAUGUAAGCCUCUAGCAAAUUGCAACUAUGAGAAGGGUACUCAAUGGGGAAAAGAGAUGGGACUGGUGUACGGGUGCCCCGUGGAGGAUAUAGUGACAGGCUUAACAAUCCAAUGUAGAGGAUGGAAACCGGUUUUCUACAAUCCAACUAAACAUGCCUUCCUAGGCAUUGCUCCAACAACGUUAGAUGUAGCACUCAUUCAGUUCAAGAGAUGGGCUGAAGGCUUGUUUCAGAUUUUCUUUUCCAAGUACUGCCCCUUCAUAUAUGGACAUGGGAAAAUAAACUUGGGUGCCCAAAUGGGAUACUGCGUCUAUCUUUUAUGGGCUCCGGUUUCAUUGCCCACAAUGUAUUAUGUGAUCAUUCCUGCUCUUGGCUUGCUCCAUAAUGUGCCCUUAUUCCCAGAGGUAUCUAGCUUAUGGUUCCUACCGUUUGCAUAUGUGUUUGCUGCAAAAACGAUUUACAGCCUAGUCGAAGACCUAAUUUGUGGCGAUACGUUGAAGGGAUGGUGGAACUUGCAAAGAAUGUGGAUCAUUAGGAGGACAACUUCUUACCUUUUCGCCUUCAUAGAUACAGUUAUUUGGCAAUUAGGCUUCGCUCAGACAUCAUUUUCCGUCACUGCAAAGGUGGUUGAUGAUGAUGUGCUAAAGAGAUAUCAGCAGGAAAUCAUGGAGUUUGGAACUUCGUCUAUAAUGUUUACAAUUAUAGCAACAAUCGCACUGCUAAACCUUUUCAGCUUGGGAUGGGCAAUCAAGAAUGUUGUUUUUGGUACAACAUUGAUGGAUUUGGAAAAGUUCAUUCCACAAAUGACUAUUUCUGGGCUGCUGGUCUUGCUUAAUAUACCAGUUUAUCAAGCCUUCUUUCGAAAUGACAAGGGAUGCCUACCUUCCUCGAUUGUGUUCAAGUCCAUUGUCGUAGCAUCACUUGCAUGUUUGAUGCCUAUUUACUGAAUAAUCAUGCUACGUUUACAUCUUUCUUUACAUCAUCCUUUACUUGUCACGUGAUAACACAUUAUUAGACAGUUUAAAAAAAUAAGCAAUUUGAUUUGCUGAAAGCAUGAUGUAAAACUAGCUUAGAUCAAAUGAAGUACUGCUAAAAAGAUGAUGUAAAAGUACCCAUCAAGGAAAUAAUUGGGAGGUUGAGAAUUCUCUCUGAA
Olea europaea var. sylvestris is the source of this 1895-nucleotide messenger RNA. Its product is annotated as cellulose synthase-like protein E6. Gene Ontology annotation, cellular component: trans-Golgi network; plasma membrane. Lineage: Eukaryota; Viridiplantae; Streptophyta; Magnoliopsida; Lamiales; Oleaceae. The transcript has 7 exons. Gene Ontology annotation, molecular function: mannan synthase activity; cellulose synthase (UDP-forming) activity. Bases 1 to 1689 code for a protein of 562 amino acids. The record is from RefSeq and is a predicted model, not a curated record. Gene Ontology annotation, biological process: cellulose biosynthetic process; plant-type primary cell wall biogenesis.